Molecule: messenger RNA, 3097 nt
Organism: Lingula anatina
Lineage: Eukaryota; Metazoa; Brachiopoda; Lingulata; Lingulida; Lingulidae
Product: sorting nexin-21
Biological process (GO): protein transport
Cellular component (GO): early endosome membrane
Molecular function (GO): protein binding; phosphatidylinositol phosphate binding
Source: RefSeq, a predicted model, not a curated record
UUAAACAGGAAGUGAGAGGGGAGGUGUGGGGGCGCGGCGAGCGAAAAUGUCAUCAAAGUUGAAAAAGCUUGGAGCGAACAUUGACAUUGAUAACACAUUGAGUGCUGAAGGAGAAGAUAGUGAACUAAGCUUAGUAGACGACAGUGAAGUGUUAUCGGAUGCUCUGCAGGGAAAACUGUCAUUCACUGGAGAUAAUGCUAAUGGCAAUGCCAACGAUUCCCCAACGUCCACAAAUACAGGCAGCUCCAGGGCUCCAGUAGCCCCUCCCCUGUCCACUGUGCUCUACACCCCCGACCACAACUCCAAGCCUUCACCGGCGCAAGUGGCAUUUGAGAUCCUGCGGACCAAGACCAUCAAAGACGGCAGGUCAAGAUAUGUGUUGUACACAGUUGCAAUAAUAAGGACCCACCAGUUUGACACUUCACAAGCAACUGUUGAUAAAAGGUAUUCUGACUUUGAAAAGCUUUACAACUCAUUGAGGAAAAGGCUGACCGCACAAAUGCAAGAGAUAGCCUUUCCGAAGAAAGUUCUUACUGGAAAUUUUGAUGACAAGACGAUAGCUCACCGAAGUCGUGCCUUCGAACAGUUCCUAAGUCAUGUAUAUGCCAUACCAGAACUGCGCGAAUCAGAGGAAUUGCACAACUUCUUUUUCAAAGUUGAUCUCGACAAAGCACUGUUGUAUCUCAGGAAUGGAGAAUACUUGGAAAGUAUUCCCCUGCUUUUAAAUGCCUUGAAUAUGCAGCAGAAACUUCUAGGUGAUUCCCACCCAGACGUUUUGAAGACAGUAUGUGCAAUAAUAGUAGCCUAUAAUAUGAGGGAAGAGCACAGCAAUGCACAGAAGUUUGCAGAUAUGGCACUGAAGUUAAUCGGCGAGGACAGUAGCAGUCGUUACUUGAUGCCGGUGUUACAGCUAAAUAUCCGCCUGUGCUGGGUGCUAGGGAAGGAGAAGGCCGACCUCGAGGAGAAACUUGCUGACCUUCACGAGAAGGGUUUGGAAAUGCCCAGCCCAGAUCGUCUGCUAGAGAUGGUGGUGCAAUGAAAUAUCUUUCUGUACCUGAAAUCAUGAUAAUUUUUCGGUAAUCUGUUGUUGAAGUAAGAAAGGUUUUGUUGUUACAGUAGUGAUUGUUUUAUGCAUUGUGGGAUACUGAAUUGAUUUGUGGUUGAAAUUACGAGUAAAAACUUUGAAAUAUCAGUUAUUUUUUUAAUUAAUUUUUGGAAGGGAUUUGAGAAUGUAUUAUACAAUAGUAAUGAAAGUACUAAUAUACAUAUUGAUGCACAUAUCUUGUUUUUUCAAAUUUCAUAUGAUUAUCUUUUCAUCUGUUUAUUUAUUGUUCAAAUUUUAUUUAUUUCAUUGUGGGCUUUGAUAAUUUACUGAAUGACUUUAGAGAGGAAAUUUUAUGGCUGGUUUUGCACAAUUUUGGAAACUAGUCAUUUGGGUAAAUAAAAAAUAACAAAAUAUUCAUAUUUAUACACAUAAUUAUGACAAGUUUUAUGAAAUAAUUUGUUUCUGUAAUUUGAUAAAGUUUCUCAUACUUUAGUAGCAUUUAAACAUAAGUCUUUCAAUCCAAAACUCAAAUGCUUAAUGGCAUCAUUAAAUAAAAUAUUUUGAUAGAAAAUAUUGAAGAAAUAUCAAAAAUAUUUUUAUCUAUGAUGAUAAUUAACAUUUAUAUGUUACACUAUAUAUGCAAUUUUAAAGAUAUUCUGUACAUUUCUGUCCCAAAGUCACAAUUCAACAGGUUAAAACUCAUGUAGUUACUUUUUUCUUUUACAAUACCUUAAAAAAUAAGAAAUUCCCUUAAGAAAAUUGUCAUAUUACACUGUAAUAAUACUGUUACAGUAAUAUUUUGCUCUGAAAUAUCAGGAAGGUGGCUUAAACUGACUUCAUUUGUUUACAACUUAAGAUGGUUCAAAUCAAUGAAUCCAAAUUACUUCCCAGGAAAUUUAGAUUUGGUAUGGAAAUCUCGUACAGAAUAUCUUUGAGUACUUUUUUUAAACAUAUUAAUGACAUAAUUAUGCAACAGUGACUUAUCGUUUUCACUUUGGAGAUUACCGAGGGUGGUUGAUGCAACAACUCAAAUGUUACCAUGUUGAUGGAGAGUGUGAAGUAAAAUUUGCAGCCAAUUUAUAGGUAUUAUCAAUUAAUUUCUUAAGCAUGUCUUAGUUUAGUAGAUAUACAAAAUAACAGCUGAGGAUCAAAUACUGUAACAGUAACAAUUGUCAUUGUGUUAUUUGUCGAUCAAAACUUUUUUAAAGUUAUAAGUGUACAUCACAAAAUGAACCCUGAGUAAAAACUCUCAUUAGAUACAUAUUAUUUAACCCCUGCAAUGGGUCAUAUUAUACAUUGUGCUGUGUGUUUGAUUUUGGUGCUGGCAAACGGGUUGCGACACUUACGUAUUUAUUUAGAAGCUUGAGGUGGUUAAUGAGUGUUGACUUUCCGGGCAUAAGAUGAAAUUUUAAGAAUAUAUAUAUAUAUAAUUUUUUUUUUUUUUUUUACGGCCUUUUCAGCCAAAGUUGACUAUCAUUUAUGUAUUUGUUUUCUGUUAUUAUUAUGAUUACUUUUUGUCAAGUGCAGUGUUGGCUCUUUUUUUUUUUUUUUCAUAAAAUCACCAGCAUUAGGGUAUUACCUGGGGUCACCUACCCAGUGCAUAGUUAUGCAUUUGAUUUUUUUAAUAAAGGUGCAAAAAUAUACUAAUCCAAUUUCGUCAGAGAAAGAGUUGGAAUUUCGUCAGAGAAAGAGUUGGACUCACUUGCUAACCAACUUAAGUUAGUUAUUUUAUCUUGCUUUAUGUUUGUUUGCUGUAUUAACUUCCAUCAUUUAAACAUCGACACACUGAGGUGGCUGCAAGAGUGCUUCCAGAUGGCACUGUAGAAUAUUUCAUCUCUUUGAAAUAACAUGGCAUUUAAACAUUUUAUUUUGUUCAAAAUGGGUAGGUAAUUAUCAUAACUGGUAAUAGAAAUCGAAUCAUAGUACUUGAUUGUUGUAAUUUAUGGAUAAUGUUGAAAUUAUUGAACAGAUAGAGUUUUUUAUUAUGGUGCUAUUUGUAUAAACAAGGAUUGUUGUAUUUUGAGCAAUAAACUGCAUUGUAAUAAAAUUGAA